AUGUGUUUCCAGACGGCUCACUUCUACAUCGACGACAGCGCUUCACCCAGAGUCAUUUCUCCGACACACGGCCUCGCUGAAGACAAACAGUCGGCGUUCUCGGUGACAGACUUUGUGAAACAUGUGGCCGAUCUCCACGACACUCAAGGUUUCCAACGGGAGUUUGAGAUCCUGAAGGAGAGUUAUGAGGAGGCGCAGGUGUGCACGGUGGACAUGGGACUGACCGCUGACAUCUCCAAUCACCCCGAAAACAAGGCCAAGAACAGAUACAGCAACAUCCUGGCAUAUGACCACAGCCGAGUUCACCUUUGUCCUCUCACAGACAAAGAGGGAAGGACCAGCGAUUACAUAAACGCAAACUUUGUCAAUGGUUUUAAGAAGCCAAAGAUGUACAUUGCAGCACAGGGGCCGCUCAGAUCCAGCACGGAGGACUUCUGGAGGAUGAUCUGGGAACAAAACGUAGGAGUCGUCGUCAUGAUCACGAACCUGGUGGAGAACGGAAGAAGAAAGUGUGACCAGUACUGGCCAGAUGAAGGUCAGGAGGAGUACGGCAGCUUCCUGGUGACGGUGAAGAGCUCCAAACAGCUGGCCUUUUACACCAUCAGAACCUUCAGCAUCAGGAACACCAGCGCCAAGAAGGGCUCUCAGAAAGGCCGCAGCAGUGAGCGGACAGUCACCCACUUCCACUACACUCAGUGGCCCGACAUGGGGGUCCCAGAGCUGGCCCUGCCCCUGCUCAGCUUCAUCCGCAAGUCCUCCACAGCCCGGACGGAGGACAUGGGCCCGCUGGUGGUGCACUGCAGCGCCGGAGUGGGCCGGACGGGAACCUACAUCGUCCUGGACAGUAUGCUGAGGCAGGUCACAGUCGAGGGAACGGUCAAUAUAACGGGCUUCCUCAAACACAUCAGGACUCAGAGGAACUACCUGGUCCAAACUGAGGAACAAUACGUCUUCAUCCACGACGCGCUGGUGGAAGCCGUUCUGUGCGGAGACACGCGGGUACCGGCCGCGCACCUGCACCGCUACGUGGAUGAGCUGCUGACCCCGCGGCCUGCUGGGAAAACGCGCCUCCACAAGCAGUUCAAGCUGCUCUGUCAUUCUUCACCAAAGCAGUGUGACUUUACCACAGCCUCCCAGGAGAGCAACGCACGCAAGAACAGGAGCGCCGCCAUCUUACCCAAAGCAGCUUCAAGACUGAAGUCUGGUGGACUCCCCAUAGACCGGUCACUCUUCAGGGACACAGCACUGGACACUGAGGAUCUGUGUGGAGAGAAAGACCAUGUUACUCUGGGUCCAUGGUUCAACCAUCAACAGAACAGCUUAACGCGUCUGUACACCAUGCAAGCUUCUACGACCGUCCGCGCGCCCGCGUCUCCCGACGACUCGGCGCCUGACUCCCCUUCCAUCCUCCUCCACAACAUCUCGCCUGUGGCCCCCAGCUCUCGUAAGAGCGUGCGUCUGGCUUCCAGGGACCCAGGGUCGGUGCGCGCCUACCUCGCAGCGCGGGGCUGCAGCCAAUCACAGAGCAGCACACUGAAGCGCACGCUUACAAACCACUGCUUAGUCAAGAGUCCCUAA
Molecule: messenger RNA, 1578 nt
Organism: Knipowitschia caucasica
Lineage: Eukaryota; Metazoa; Chordata; Actinopteri; Gobiiformes; Gobiidae
Source: the annotation of a GenBank genome assembly